Molecule: messenger RNA, 904 nt
Organism: Pimephales promelas (fathead minnow)
Lineage: Eukaryota; Metazoa; Chordata; Actinopteri; Cypriniformes; Leuciscidae
Source: RefSeq, a predicted model, not a curated record
AUGCCCAUCCAGUCUCCACAGAGGGAACCAGUGUCUGCCUCAAAGGUGUUCACACACUCCUCACAUGGAGCACCCAUGCAGGACAAGAUAGGAGCUCGUCCCAAAGUAAAGAUCCCUGAGCCUGAGAUAGCGCCUCUGUCUUGUUCUCAGGCAGCUCUUGUUGUUAAAAAGAUCUCCGAGAGGAGAGAUGCUGAAAUCCCUGAGCUGCGGAGGCAGAAUACCCAUAAUGCACCAGAGCCCGAGUCUUCUGCAAAACUGAGGAUCCCGAAGCAGAGGGAGAAGUUGAGGGAUUGGUGGGACCAUCAGCAGAGGCAAAAGGGAGUGUCUGACAGUGCCGGAGUGGACAGACAAUUGCUGACAGCAUUGCGGCAUAAGUGUCCUCCUUCACAACCACAUGGACAUCAGUUAAACGCCGAAUCUAGACCAGCAUCUGCUCUGCGACCCAACAACAUGACUCGCACACGCCGACCCAUCGCUCUGUUUCUCAUGCUGUCUUCCCUGCAUUGGCUAGGAAGCUCUCUUGACCUUUCAAACCCAGCGGCUUCCAGCGAUGAAGAUCCUGCCGUCAACAGUAGAGAUGCUCCCAAGAGACCCGUACUGCAGCCCAAAGAGACGGCCCCGCCUCAGUCCACCUACACACUCAAGAACCUUAAAGGACAAGUGUGUGUGCGGGCCCGUUUGGGAGGGGAGUAUGUGGUGAGAGAGAACAAAAAGAAGUACUAUUUCAACCUGGACCCCGGCUCCACACAAGCCUCAGGAUACUGUUUGAACCAAAAGUCUGUUCUCUCACUGAGUUUUGCUGGUGGAAAUCUGGAGUUCACUUUCAUCAAGGAAGGCAAUGUCUUCUAUGUGACGAAAAUCACAGGUCUUCUGAUGCCUGUCCCCACUUGUAAAAAUUGCCAGA